Messenger RNA from Porites evermanni, 2713 nucleotides. The record is from the annotation of a GenBank genome assembly. NCBI's taxonomy places the organism in Eukaryota, Metazoa, Cnidaria, Anthozoa, Scleractinia, Poritidae.
AUGAAAGGAAUCUUUCUUUUGUCUGCCUGCCUUUUGGCUUUGGUGUUCAUGGCUACUUUAACGGUGGCAAAACCUGUCGCGAAGAAGGACGAAAAAGCAACGAAAAAUCUCGAAGCCACUACAAAAGGGGAAGACAAAAACGAUGAUGAAAACGAGAACGAAGACAAAUCAGAGGACGAAUCUAAGGGCAAAAAUCAGUCAGGAAGUGGCCUAAAUGACGGUAAAGAAAUAGUGAAAUGACCAAUUUCUUCAUUUAUCAGGGGCACUCAACGAGAAUAUAGUUCAAAACCGCUUAAACAUACCAUGGUUAAACGUAUUUUAGUAUUUAAACGGUAGAUAUUGGCGUACUAUUAUCCCCUAAAAAUUUUUCAUCUGUUCGGAUUUCCUAGCUGAAAGUCUAGUGAUCCGAAAAUUAUAGGGGACAAAACUUACCUUUUCGAAAAUUUCAGCCAGAAAAAAGGCUCCCGAAAAUUCUAGGUGACCUUUUUAGGGUAAAAAUCCGUUAAAAAAUGGGCAAUUAUACCAUUUUUUCGAAGUUCGAAAAUUUUACAACACAUGUUUCGAAAAUUCUAGAUCUCAAAUCGUCUUCUGAACAGAUAUUUUCCGAAAAUUGACUUUGGGUGCCCCUGAUUUAUUCAUUUAAUCACUUCCACCAUUUGGUGUGGAACAUACAACAGAGCGAGGCUCCAAUUUAAGUGCUUCAUUACAGAUAACUGACCCAUCCAGCUCAGGAGAGUUUGGUCACACCACCAUGCAGCGUGUAUGUCCCCUACUCUUUUCGAACAGUGGUGUGGGUUCUUUUACGUCCCACAAGAACCAGAUAAUUGAAAAUGCUGUGAGACGAGACCUACGGUUUUUCGUUCUUAUCCGAGAAGACUAGAAAGUGUAACCGUUUGCAGAUGUCAUCUUAAAGGCAGCACUUUCUCCUCAGUUACGUAAAGACUUUGAGUGUUGGUCAGGCCGGGAUUGAACCUGCGACCACCGCUCUGCAGAUCGGCGUUGUCCCUUGGAACUGAGCUAACCAUGCUGCUUCAUUAAAAUAUCAGUUAGGCAUAAUGACAAUACAUUACAUAUAGUCUGUGGGGGAGCAUUUAGAAAGAUGAGGGAAAAAAAGAUCUAAAAUCACCUCAUCUGGGCUCACAGAGUAAAAUGUCUUAAAUAAUGAGAGCAUGCAUUACUGCCAUGUGCGAAGAAAAAAAAUGGUCAGAGGAGCGGAUGAGACGGUUUCAAAGCGUUAAUGUAUGCGGUUAGAAGCGAAAAUGGGAAAUAAAUUACCGGAGUAAAACGAAGACAAGCACGGGACUUAUCUCAGCCAAGAGGNGGUCAGGCCGGGAUUGAACCUGCGACCACCGCUCUGCAGAUCGGCGUUGUCCCUUGGAACUGAGCUAACCAUGCUGCUUCAUUAAAAUAUCAGUUAGGCAUAAUGACAAUACAUUACAUAUAGUCUGUGGGGGAGCAUUUAGAAAGAUGAGGGAAAAAAAGAUCUAAAAUCACCUCAUCUGGGCUCACAGAGUAAAAUGUCUUAAAUAAUGAGAGCAUGCAUUACUGCCAUGUGCGAAGAAAAAAAAUGGUCAGAGGAGCGGAUGAGACGGUUUCAAAGCGUUAAUGUAUGCGGUUAGAAGCGAAAAUGGGAAAUAAAUUACCGGAGUAAAACGAAGACAAGCACGGGACUUAUCUCAGCCAAGAGGGACCACCCGCGUAACCAAGGCGCCGUAAUGUUACGGGUACCAAACUAGAAAACCCAGAGACUUUUAAGUCUCUGGGGGUCCAGAGACUUUUAAGUCUCUGGGGGUUUAAAAAGCUCAAGAGCGGUCAUUGAGAUUGGCUAAAGGACGAGAAAGAUAACUUUUCGAUGAAUUAAUAACUAACAUGUCAUCUUGUGUUUGUUAAACCUAUUUCAGUUUAUUUCACCACAAAUAGCCGUGGGUGUCUACGAGAGUUUACUAAAGCGGAAUUUUUCUUUUUUUAACUUUCAAAUUGUACGGUUCUUUUCGGUGGAACCUGGAAAAGAUAGAAUUCCUCAGAAGAAUUUCACUUUUUUUCCACUGGAAUGCCUCGAAUAUUUUCUGUACCAUUUUUUGAUCAACGCUUACCCGACGCUUCUUGCUAAAGCCCAAUGUUCGAGAUAUCUACGGUAUUUUCCACCAUAAGCCUAAGGCCCACGUUUUCGUUAAAGAGUAGACUGCUUGCAGUCCGCCUUUUCCCCUAAAAUCCGUCUAGUUCUUGAUCCCAUCCAGCGCGAUUGCAAACCACGAUGUUAUUAUACAGGGAUCGAGACGAGACGACCUAUUUUUUCUUCUCGGGCUUACGCCCUCGUUUCUCGAAGCAAGCGGCUUCGCCGCUCGCGUGCUUAGGUUUUGCGUGUAGUAACUUUGCAAAGAAAAAUAAGAGACUGCUCACAGUCUAGUUAAAGAGCGCAUGGAAGUUGCUAUCGCUUGGGCCGGGUUAUGGGCUCCUGCUUAACCAAAUAACUGAUUAUGUCAUUGUUAUUUCCCUUUGUCUUUCUUCAGCUCAUCAUCACAACUACCCGUUCCCAGGCUCCCCAUAUCCUCAUCCUUACCCUGAAGCGGGGCCUGAGUCCUUUCCAGGUCCCUAUCCUAAGCACGUGCCGUACCCAGUCCUUCACCACCAGAAGAAUCAAGAAAACGACAAAAACAAAGAGGAGGAGAAACUCGGAGACGAAAAAGAAAGAAAGGAAUCAAAGCAGCACUGA